AUGGCACUACUCUUCUUCAACUUGCCCUCUUCCUUCUUCCUCGUCUCAUUCGCCUUCUUUUGCAUUGCCAUCAAUCUUUUCUCCAUUACUAAUGCACCAUCCGGAGCUGAGGCUGCUCGCGGCGAUUGUCUUCCAGUUUCGUCUUUGAUCACCAAACAGCUUUUCCACACCUUGUUUCUGCACAAGCACAAGGAUGACACCGCAUGCCCUGCCAAAGACUUCUAUACCUACCGCUCUUUCAUCAAAGCCUCCAAAUCCUUCCCCGGAUUUGGCACCACCGUAAGUUUAACCAUGCGCAAGCGUGAGAUUGUUGCCUUUCUUGCUCAGAUUUCUCACGAGACAACAGGUGGGCGGCCUACUGCCCCAGAUGGACCAUAUGCAUGGGGAAUGUGCUUCAAAAAGGAAAUCAGUCCCCAGAGCGACUACUGUGAUCCGAGCAAGUCCUACAAAGGAAGAGGCCCCAUUCAACUAUCUUGGAACUAUAAUUAUGGACCUGCUGGCAAGGCGUUGGGGUUUGAUGGGCUGAAGAAUCCUGAAGUAGUGGCAAACAAUUCCAUGAUAGCACUGAAAACGGCUCUAUGGUUCUAGAUGACCGAGCAAAAGCCGAAGCCUUCUUCUCAUGACGUCAUGGUUGGACUGUAUGUACCCACAGAAGCUGACGUUGCGGCCAAUCGGACUGUUGGAUUUGGGCUGGUGACUAACAUCAUCAACGGUGGACUAGAGUGUGGAAUACCCAACGAUGCACGAGUGAAUGAUUGGAUUGGUUAUUUCAAAAGAUAUGCUGGACUGCUUAAUGUCGAUACUAAACCCAACUUAGACUAUGAAAAUCAAAAGUCCUUCUAA
Malus domestica (apple) is the source of this 843-nucleotide messenger RNA. RefSeq names its product chitinase 10. The record is from RefSeq and is a predicted model, not a curated record. Gene Ontology annotation, molecular function: chitinase activity. Gene Ontology annotation, biological process: chitin catabolic process; carbohydrate metabolic process; cell wall macromolecule catabolic process. Lineage: Eukaryota; Viridiplantae; Streptophyta; Magnoliopsida; Rosales; Rosaceae.